AUGACCCCCCCAUCGUUUUACGUCAACACAGAGGGGCACAAGCUGGGACGGUCCGGUACGCUUGACCUCCUCGAAAUCCACGUCCUCCCACUGUGGGAAACAUUCAUUGUCGACGUCUUCACCUUGAAACAUGCAGCAUUCGAUACUUCAUUUGGAGGCAACUCCCUCAGAGUCUUGUUGCAAUCCCCGUCUGUGUCGAAAGUUUUCUUCGAUGUGCGCAACGACUCAGAUGCCUUGUUCAGUCACUACAAGAUUAUCCUUGACGGUGUGGUCGACCUCCAACUGAUGGAGUUCUUCCGUGGAGGGCGCACAGGUCUGAGCCUGAGAAGCCUCAAACGUUGCAUUCAACGUGACGGUGGACUAAAUUCUGAUCAAUUCCGACAAUGGGCACAAGUAAAAGGAGAAGUUGACCAUUCAUCCCGAGAGGCUGGCCUGGACGAUUUGCCCCUCCACAAACGGCCUCUGCUGGCAAACUUGCUGCUUUAUGCUACAGGAGACGUCGUGCAUCUUCCCUUGUUGUAUCGGGCGUACCGCCAAAAGCUGUCAAAGCAAGCAUGGGGUCAAGUCCAGUCAGAAACUGAGAAGGGACUUAGGCAGUCGAGACAGCCCGAGUAUGACCCACAUGCCAGAGGAAAAGAAAGAGGACUAGCUCGACUCCCUAUACAUGGGAACGCUCUGAAUAUCGCAACCGAUGGACCCGGAGAGGCGAACGCCACCUUGGACCAACCAGAAGUCAAGAGACCCAGGAACAAAAGUACCCUGAAGCCUCAGCUAGCUUCCCAUCAGAGAAAACCAGCUAGGCCGGCAGUGAGAAACAUGGAAAUCAACAGCAGCUUCAGCAUCAUGGCUCGCUUACACACAUUGUCCUUGGCAGUUGACCCAUGCGAAAGCUCUGCCCAAGCAAGCGAGGUAAGUGAGAUUGCCACCCAUUUAUGA
Molecule: messenger RNA, 936 nt
Organism: Cladophialophora yegresii CBS 114405
Lineage: Eukaryota; Fungi; Ascomycota; Eurotiomycetes; Chaetothyriales; Herpotrichiellaceae
Exons: 1
Coding region: 1-936 (311 amino acids)
Biological process (GO): nucleobase-containing compound metabolic process
Molecular function (GO): 3'-5' exonuclease activity; nucleic acid binding
Source: RefSeq, a predicted model, not a curated record